Rotaria socialis is the source of this 456-nucleotide messenger RNA. Lineage: Eukaryota; Metazoa; Rotifera; Eurotatoria; Philodinida; Philodinidae. The record is from the annotation of a GenBank genome assembly.
AUGGUGUGGCUCGGUGUAUGUGCACAAGGUCUCACUGAACCUGUAAUCAUAGAGCAUGGAACCAUGAAUGCUGAAAGAUAUAUCAACGAAGUGCUUCACAUUGCUCUAAGGUCAGGUAAUCGAAUGUUGAGAGACGAUUGGACUUACCAACAAGAUGGUGCAAAGCCCCACAUCCAUAAAAUGGUUCAAAAAUGGUGUGCUGAUCAUUUUCCUUCCUUCAUAUCAAAGGAUCGUUGGCCGCCAAAUUCACUUGAUUUAUGUCCACUAGACUAUAGUUUAUGGAAUGAACUAGCUGGAUCUAUGGAUUGGCACAAAAUAGCAACAAAAGAAACACUGAUAAAUGAAAUAAAAUGUUCUGUUAAAAAAAUUGAAAAAACGAAAAUUUUACAUUCUGUACACGAUUUUACUAUACGAUUGCGUCAAAUCCAGAAAAACGGAGGAGACUAUAUUCGUUAA